CCCAAUCGAGCGGAAGGCGCUCAAGCGGAGGGCGAUCCGAUACUCAAUGGUUGGUGGUCAGCUAUGCAAGAGGUCAUUCUCAGGAGCAUACCUAAAGUGCCUCGGGGCAGAGGAGGCACAAUGGACCCUGAAAGCGAUACACCAAGGGACGUUUGCCACAGAUGUCGGUCCUCGGUCGCUCGAAAGGUAGAUCCCCAUGCAAGGCUACUACUGGCCAACAAUCAAGAAGAACGCAUCAGACAUCGUCCUAAAAUUUCAUGCGUGUCAAGUGCAUGCCUCCAAACACCACCUUCCUAGCUCCGAGCUACAAAGCAUGGUGGGACCACAUUCGAUCAUCACUGACCACGGAACGCAAUUUGACUGUCAGCCGUUUGAGAACUUUUGCGCCAGAAACUGCAUCACAUGCACCAUGGCCUCAGUAGCGUAUCCGCAAACCAAUGGUCAAGCCGAAGUAUCCAACAAGCUGAUCCUCCAAGGAUUGAAGAAACUCCUCCGAGAGGCCAAAGGGGCAUGGACAACCAAGCUCCCACGCAUCUUAUAGCCGCAUCGCACGACCCACAAAACAUCCAUGGGUGAAACUGCCUUCGCCCUAACUUACGGCUCUGAAGCGAUCGCCCCAGAUGAGAUGAACCUGCCCUCCCUUCGCGUGCAGGCAUACCAUCCGGAGAGAAAUCACAAGAAGUUGCUGGAACAGUUGGACAUGGUAGAGUCGCGACGUGAUGCAGCCAUGGAACGCAUCAUGCAGGAAAAGGCCAAGGUCGCGGCUUCCUACAACAAAAGAUUGAAACUGCGUCCCCUCGAGGAAGGAGACAUGGUUCUCAAACGGAACUUCCAAAAGAAGGAUGAACACGGCAAGCUGGCCGCCACAUGGGAAGGAAGAUUCCUCAUCAGAGAGAAGACGGGUCCCAACACCUUUUGCCUUGCCACCAUGGAGGGCACUCCUGUCUCCAAGACUUGGAAUGGCAUGCAUCUGAGAAAGUACUACAUAGAUGCGGUUUGAAGUACUCUUCGCUCGAACAAGGGUAUUUUGUGUGGAUAUGGAAGAACUCCCUCCAUGUGUAAUAGUGUAUUGGCUGCUACCAAGCACAACUUUUGCUCAAAGUAAUACACUACUAUCUUUCGG
Molecule: messenger RNA, 1123 nt
Organism: Linum trigynum
Lineage: Eukaryota; Viridiplantae; Streptophyta; Magnoliopsida; Malpighiales; Linaceae
Source: the annotation of a GenBank genome assembly